Messenger RNA from Zalophus californianus (California sea lion), 3119 nucleotides. Its product is annotated as ADP-ribosylation factor-like protein 6-interacting protein 1. The transcript has a single exon. The record is from RefSeq and is a predicted model, not a curated record. The coding region runs from base 968 to 1579 and encodes 203 amino acids. NCBI's taxonomy places the organism in Eukaryota, Metazoa, Chordata, Mammalia, Carnivora, Otariidae.
GCAGAAAAAUAUGACUCAUAACCAGGAAAAAUGUCAAUCAAUAGAACUAGAUCUAGAAAUGACAGAGAUGAUAGAAUUAACUGACAAGGACCUUAAAACAGCUAUUUUAAAUAUUAUAAAUAUGCUCAAGAGGAGGUAAAGGAAAACAUGAACAUAAGAAGUGAAAUGGAAGAUAGAAAGAUGAUCCCAUGGAACUUCUAAAGAUGAAAAAUACAAUAUAUAAAACAAAGAAAUUUUGGACAAAAUAUUGCACUAUAACAAUAUACUCUUUCUUCUGUAAGAGCACUUUCAGAGACAAUGUCACAUAUUAAAUACAUCAAAAUGUUUCCCUAUCAUGGGGGGAGGUGAAUAGGAACAGGUUAUAAGACAAAAGUGAGGAAAAACCAAUUAGUUAAUUAAUUUUUUAAAAAGGGGCCUGAAGCAGACCUGUUAUAAAUAUUAUGAAAUUAGGAAUAUGAUUAAUUUAACCCUAAACACUCCAUGGAACAAAGGAAGGAAAUAAUGUAAAAAAGGUGAUGGAGAUGAUGGGGAACUGAAUUUUAGGGGAUGACUAGAAACACUUUGUGAGUGAGACCCAGCAAGACCUCUGGAGUCCAAGAGGCUGAGAUUAAAACAGUAUCAGUAUGACCAAAUAUAAUAGCUAACAUUUAUGUAAAGCUGAUCAUGUGCCAGGUAUUUUUCUAGGUGCCAGACAUAUAUUAAUCCACAACCUGGUAAGGGAACAUUCCACACAAUCCAAGAUGUCUCAUAAAUCAAUGGAGAAUAAUAGAUUUGUGUUUGAGCCAAAGGUUGAGGCAAAAUAAUGCACCAGGACAUUGGCUGAGGUUCCUUUUGUGAGAGCUAAAGGCUCAGUAAAAACAAUGAGAAUAAGAAUUGUAUUCAAAUGGGUUAGGGUCGCUGUGUGGGUCUCUGUGGAAAGCUUGUUUGGGGGGUGGUGUACGCCCGCUAAGGCAGCACCUCAGGGACGAUGGCGGAGGGAGAUAAUCGGAGCACCAACCUGCUGGCUGCAGAGACUGCAAGUCUGGAAGAGAAGCUGCAAGGAUGGGGAGAAGUGAUGCUGAUGGCUGAUAAAGUCCUCAGAUGGGAAAGAGCCUGGUUUCCACCUGCCAUCAUGGGUGUGGUUUCUUUGGUGUUUCUGACUAUCUACUAUCUAGAUCCAUCUGUUCUGUCCGGUGUUUCCUGUUUUGUUAUGUUUUUGUGCUUGGCUGACUACCUUGUUCCCAUUCUAGCUCCUAGAAUUUUUGGCUCCAAUAAAUGGACCACUGAGCAACAGCAAAGAUUCCAUGAAAUUUGUAGCAAUCUGGUAAAAACUCGACGCAGAGCUGUGGGCUGGUGGAAAUGCCUCUUUACACUAAAGGAAGAAAAGCCUAAAAUGUACUUCAUGACCAUGAUCGUUUCUCUUGCUGCGGUUGCUUGGGUGGGACAGCAAGUCCACAACCUGCUGCUCACCUACCUGAUAGUGACCUUCUUACUGUUGCUUCCUGGAUUAAACCAGCAUGGAAUCAUUUUGAAGUACAUUGGAAUGGCCAAAAGGGAGAUAAAUAAGCUCCUCAAACAAAAAGAAAAGAAAAAUGAAUAAUGCAUCUGCUUUAUUCAGUGUAAUGAAUGGCAUAUACAUUGUCCUUGGGAACAGUUUCUGUUAUGCUGUCUGGAUACUAAAAUGUUACAGAAGUAGCUCUUUGCUCUCCCUCUUUUGCCCUUAGUGCACAGAAAUUCAGACUUGCCAAGUAAGGCUUUAUGCAUAGUGUCUUCAUGUGAAGUAUAGCUGGAUGCAUUCUCAUCAGUUGGCCUAUAUGGACAACUCAUUCGUGAGUACGACUUGUUUUGAUUUUUCUCCACCCAGGUUAAUUGCAUUCUUACUUUUAGGCAACUUCCUUUAAAAUAAUAUAGUGGUGAACUUCACCUUUUAGUACAGUUAACUGUGACUUUGGAUAAUUAAUUGUUCCAGUUGAUCUUUGCUUUAGCUAGAUACAAGUUAGUGGUCUGUGGCUACAGGAAGCUGGUUCUACUGUCUGCUUCCACAGUCUGCUUAAACUGCCUGGCUUCAUGAAUACAGAGACCAAGUUGACCACUUCCAAUGAAGAGACCAAUUAAGAUUCAUUCCUCAUGCUGUUUCUAUACAAUGGGAGAAGAAUCCUCUGGAAUAAAAUGAAACCAAUUCCAUGCCCUAGUAUGUACUGGUUUCUGCCUUGUGAAAAACUUAGUAAUUUGUAAGAAACAUUGAUCUUUCCUCCCAAAUGGGGAAUAUGACAGGCUUUGAGCUCAUCUCUCGUUGCUCUUAGACUUCAAGUUAGUAGAUCCUUAGAGGCUUUUUAACAGCAGGCUUCCAGAAGUUUGUGUUUAGGAUUUUUAGCAUAUUUUUAAUUUCAGGUUUUCAGCCGACUGAAGCUAAAGUACAUAAUAGGCUAAGACUCAGGUCUAUGACCUUCACUCCAACACCAGCCAAUAAAGGACAGAAGUCUUCCUAUACUUAGUCAAGAGUCAUUUCAGUAGAAAAUAAUCUUAGCCUACUAAUUUUUCGAGACCAGACUAAGCCUUUGAAGGUAAGCCUCAAGAUUCUUAUUUGAAGGUAAUUGCUGGCUGCUUUGGCCCCCAGAGAUUUGGCACAGGAGGUGGUGUUUAUGCUGGCAUCUGACUUUUUUCCUAGAUCUCUCUCUCUGAAGAGUGCAAGGGCUGCUGGGGAGAGCAGACUUUUGGCGACGAUAGGUGGCCUCUGGUCUACAGAGAUUUUGUAACUGCUUGGAAAGUGUCUUAGAAUCAUUCUCCCUCUCAGUAGCUAGAAAUUUAGAAUAGCUGAAACCUGUAGGCAUGAACCUCUGAGGGCCGAGAAUGUGACAUUUGGGAACAGUUCUUAAACUCUGAUUAACUAGCUGUAAUAUAGUUUUGUGAAUUUACUGCACUGAUGCCGGACCUUGUGGUAUAUCUAUCCCUAAUAAGUGUUUUCUCCCCUUCAAUAUUACUGUUAACAGUGGCACCCAUUGUAGCAUAUGUUUGAUUUUUUUUAAUGUUUCCUAUGAAAACUACAAACUACCUUAAUUUUUACAUGUGUUUCCUCAUUGUAGAUAAGCCUAUCUUGCUAUCUGGAUUUUUUUGUGUAUAUGUGUUCUACCAAUUAACUC